AUGGCCGAAUCUUCAGACACUCACUCGACUGAAGCUCAGUGGGGCACCCCUGCACACACUUCUAGCUUCGAAACUUUUGGUUCAAGAGGGAUAUCUUUAAGUCCGUUACGGGAAGGCUCCCAUGGGUCACGCUCGAAUCCAUCACCUUCUCACCACACCACCAGCGAAGGGGCUCAGCUUGCUUCAUCACUAGCCAGAUCAUCUCACUCACGCAAUGCUCGUUCGUCUACUCGCAAUAUGCACCGCAAUUUCUUCCAGCAACCUGGAUAUCAAAGUCACCUCCACGUCGACCAGCCACAACACGACAAUUCAGGCAUUUACGAAGAACCAUACCAUGAUGAUGAUCAAUAUGGAGACACUUUCACCGCAGGGUCGCCAAACAGCCGUGAAGCUAUCCGUCGCUACUCAGAGGGAGAACAGCCUUGGAACCCUGCUUUGAUUGGAGACAAGAGGUCAUGGUCUGAGAUGACAAGGGAGCAGCAAUCGCCCGACCGUCGUCACCCAGACAAAUUGCAAUCAGAGAUUGAAGAUCUAGAGAAAGGAAUGAACGUUGAAGAUGGCAGUCACCGACCACAGAAGAAAAAGAAGGAAGGUCGACGAAGUGGUGGAACUAGGGCGAAAAACAGUCGCCAUGGCAAGCGUAGAGAUCACGAUAGGGACAGACGUGGAGACGGCAGCAUGGCAACCUAA
This is a messenger RNA of Glarea lozoyensis ATCC 20868, 690 nucleotides long. RefSeq lists its product as uncharacterized. The transcript has 2 exons. Bases 1 to 690 code for a protein of 229 amino acids. The record is from RefSeq and is a predicted model, not a curated record. Lineage: Eukaryota; Fungi; Ascomycota; Leotiomycetes; Helotiales; Helotiaceae.